CGUGGAUGUUGCUGGGUCGAAGGAGCAACGUUACUGUAGCUGUCUCUGCUGUUUCUGCCUACGAACAAUUGCUGUCUUGUCGUGUCAUACCAAAAGUCUAAACGAUACCUAGCUAUGGAUUACAAUACUAUGCUCGAGAAGCUGCUGGAUGGCGGUUAUCUGCCCACGACGGUCAUUCGCGCUGGUAUUCGCCAGCAGCUACGCCAAAGGUUGACCUCGAUCGCGUCGACUUCCAACGCGUCUGCUUAUGAUACCAAGAUGAAGUAUGUCGAGCUCCUGCGCGAGAGACCCAUCGCCAUUGAGACGUCGAAAGCAAACACGCAGCACUAUGAAGUAGGUACCGGUGUGCUUAACAACAUGCUUGGACCGAGAAUGAAGUACUCCUGCUGUCUUUAUGAGGGUCUCAAACCUGGACAAGGCCUUGGAGAGGCAGAAGUGCUCAUGAUGGAGGAUUAUGUCAAGAAGGCCGAUUUGAAGGACGGCAUGGCCAUGUUCGAUCUUGGAUGUGGAUGGGGAUCACUCAGUUUGUUCCUCGCAGAAAAGUUCCCCAACUCAAAGAUCACUGGCUUCUCCAACUCGCGCACGCAGAAGGAGUACAUUGACUCGCAAGCCAGAGCAAAGGGCUUCGACAACUUGACGAUUGUCACUGGCGAUAUUGCUACAUAUGAGUUCCAAGCCCCGCUGACAGGGUCAUUUGACCGUGUCUUGUCGAUAGAGCUGUUUGAGCACAUGAAGAACUACCAGCUUCUGCUCCGCAAGGUAUCAACUCUGCUCAAGUCCGGUGGCAAGCUGUUCGUACAUAUUUUUGCACACAAGGACAGCCCCUAUGACUUUGAGGACGGUUGGAUGACAGAGCACUUCUUCACGGGUGGUACUAUGCCUAGCGCAGACUUGUUGCUCUGGUUCCAGGAUGACCUGAGAUGCCAACGUAUGUGGUGGGUCAAUGGCAAGAACUACGCGCAAACAUGCGAGGACUGGCUAUCAACCAUGAACAAGAACAAACAAGUGCUCUGGCCGCAUCUGGAGGAGACAUAUGGGAAGGAUUUGACCUUGACAUGGUUCCACCGCUGGCAAAUCUUCUACCUUGCGUGUGCAGAGUUGUUCGCGUAUAAUGGUGGAGAGGAGUGGGGCGUGUGCCACUACUUGUUUGAAAAGCCAUAGACGGGGGAAUUGGUAUUGUGAUAUAGACAUUCGAAACUCUUGAAGCAUUGAAGAAGAAAAGUGCGGACUGGGCGAGUGCUUUAGUGGUCCCAUGGGUGCUUCCAGCCGAGGAGAGCAGGGCCGUCCUUCUUGGCUCUGUACAUCAAGAAGAACCACAUGCUGGCACCGAGGCCAGUGGCAGCGAAUCUGUAGAGAGGGCGGACGGGGUGGAUGUGGAUGGGGUGGGCACCGUGGGCGCCAGCGGGACGCGAAGGACCAGGACCAGCCAUUGUGUCUGGCAAAUGUCAGAUGUUCGGUCGAAGUACAGCGACCAGGCGGG
This is a messenger RNA of Aureobasidium pullulans EXF-150, 1480 nucleotides long. RefSeq names its product S-adenosyl-L-methionine-dependent methyltransferase. The record is from RefSeq and is a predicted model, not a curated record. The transcript is spliced from 6 exons. NCBI's taxonomy places the organism in Eukaryota, Fungi, Ascomycota, Dothideomycetes, Dothideales, Saccotheciaceae. Bases 115 to 1161 code for a protein of 348 amino acids.